Messenger RNA from Pseudomassariella vexata, 2006 nucleotides. RefSeq names its product amino acid permease-domain-containing protein. NCBI's taxonomy places the organism in Eukaryota, Fungi, Ascomycota, Sordariomycetes, Amphisphaeriales, Pseudomassariaceae. Gene Ontology annotation, cellular component: membrane. Gene Ontology annotation, biological process: transmembrane transport. Bases 226 to 1770 code for a protein of 514 amino acids. The record is from RefSeq and is a predicted model, not a curated record. The transcript has 9 exons.
UAUCCGAAAUGACUCCAGCGGGGCUGUGGCGGGGGGCUGUAGCGGGAGCCUCGUCUUGGCCCCCAUUGCCUUGUUCGUCUGGGUCGCACCGCGAAAGCCCUAGUUGUUUGCCUCCUUUCUCAUCACUUUCAUGUCCUUCCCACAUACAAUUAAAGCCUAGGCCUACCCGGUUUCUGCCCACGCAACAAAACUUGACUGGCAGACUCCUCUAUCCCGAUCGAACCAAUGGCAUCACACCAACCUCUGAACAGCAACAGAGCUCAGCUUCGGCAGGGGUUAAGAGGAUACCAAAUAUUCUUCAUUGUUAUCAGCAGCGUCAUCGGCACGGGAGUGUUCACCAGCAAUGGCCAGGCUCUCGCACUGGCAGGGCCCCUGGGCAUGCUCUUCACCGUCAUCAUUUUGGGCCUGAUCGCAAUAUUUGUGGGUGAGACGAUCAGCGAGCUCGUGCAGGUGUUCCCGGUACCGAACGCGAUAUUCGAGUACGUGUACGCAUUUGUUGACGAGGACCUCGCUUGGGUUGUCGGGGUCUGCUACUGGUACUCUUUUGCGUCGGUCUUCGCAUUGCAGAUGCUGGGAGCUGCUGCUCUUCUAUCGUACUGGGGACCAGAUGGUUUCUUGGCGCCGCUGGUGUUCUACGGCGUCACGCCUUUCGUGCUUUUCUUCCUCAAUCUGAGCGGCGUCUAUUGGUUUGGCAUCGUCGAGACAAUAGGGGGGUUCCUCAAGAUCAUUUUGCUGUUUGGGGUAACUUUCAUCCUUUAUGUCAUUGCUGGGGGGCAAGGGGAUCCCAAUGAACCAAUCAAAAACGGCUUCAAUCACAACAUCGACUUCAUUAAUAACAACACGAAGGCCAUAUGCCUUGCAUUCCCUGCCGUAGCGUACAGCUACAUCGGCAUAGAAGCCACCAUCGUGGCCGCCUUCGAGGCACAGCCUCCCAACGGCAUCGGAUGGCCAUCGCGUACAAUUCACUGGGCCGUAUUUCUCUUGUACUUCCUAUGCACGCUCGGCAUCGCGCUCACAGUCCAGUGGGGAAACCCGAGUCUGCCUGUACCCUACGGCGGCAUCGUCCUGCACUCGAACUCGACAGGAAACCAAGCCGGGAAAACGGACAGCGCCGUCAUCAUCGCCGUGCUGCAGUCAGACCGCGGGGUCGUUGCGGGCAUCAUCAACGGCUGUCUCAUCUUUAGUACCAUCUCGGCGGCCAACACGUCGCUUUAUAUUGCAAGCCGGACAUUGUACGGGCUGACUUACCGCAUCACGGGGCGGAACCCCCUGAGCAGGAAGCUAAGGAAGGCGAGCGUGAUUUGGGAGGUGACGGGUACGCCGGCAAUGGCGCUCUUGUGGUCGGUGUUAGCAUUUUACUGGCUGCCGUGGUUGGAGAUGGUGACUAACAAGUCGGCUGCGAUUCUUAUCAACGAUGUCAUCGACAUGAUCUCCAUCACGUCGAGCGUCUCGUGCUUGAUCGUAUGGGCGGCCAUUUGUGUUGCUUUCCAUCGGUACGAGAGGUGGACGAGGUUAUGCGACGAUGGUCUCAGAACUCGGGGCUACACGCGAUUCAUCCGCAAUUCUCCCGAAUACAAGCAGAGAGUCUGGAACCUGCUCAUCUGGCUGCAGCCGUGGAACGCCCGGAUCGGGUUUAUAGGCUGUCUGGUCGCUUUCGCCUUCGCCAGCGCCAUGUGGUGGGACACGCCGGUCACUCCGCUGAAAGUGGCCGCGGCGUACGGCACGGUAGGUCCAGCUCAUCUAUCCAGAAAUAGCCUGGACAAAGACUGACAGAAUAAAAACAGCACAUCAUCCUCUUCGCCUUCUGGUGCGUCCUCAAGACAUACCGAAAAUGGCAGCACGGAUGGGUGCCCAUGGAGGUCGACCCCAUGGCACGGGCGCUGGUGCGAAGGCUUCAGAGGCUGGAGUGGUUGGCGCAGAUGGAUGAAAUUAGGGGCGAGUAUAACCAUCCCAAUGUGCAAUUUCUGUCGUUUGAUAGGCUUCAUCGCGAGACUCCGUCGCUUAAC